GUUAAACUCGGUGAGAGAGCGGUAUAGCCGAAAAUUUCAGACCCAAUUUAGCCGGCAAAAGCGAAAAACACAAAAAAAACCAUGGCCUUCGUUUCGUUCGUUGGGAGAGUGCUCUUUGCUUCGGUCUUCAUUCUCGCUGCUUAUCAAGAGUUCAAUGAUUUUGGUGUUGAUGGUGGGCCGGCAGCAAAGUAUCUGAGACCGAAAUUCAAUGUUUUCUUAGAUCAUGUGUCAACUCAUUCUGGGUUGCAAGUGCCGGAAGUUCAAAUUAAACAUUUAGUGGCUGCUGCAAUAGUAUUGAAGGGCCUUGGAGGUCUUCUUUUCAUCUUUGGCAGCUCCCUUGGAGCUUAUCUUCUGCUUCUGCAUCAGGCAUUUGCUACUCCUAUAUUGUAUGAUUUCUAUAACUACGAUGUUGAGCAGAAAGAGUAUACUCAACAUUUUCUGAAGUUUACACAGAAUUUGGCAUUAUUUGGGGCACUGCUGUUUUUUAUUGGUAUGAAGAACUCAUUGCCCAGGAGACAAGCGAGGAAAAAGGCCCCAAAAACCAAGACAGUUUGAAUGGAACAUUUGGUAAUAUGAGGGUCAGUUAUUUGAUCAUUCCAACAAUGCCUGAAUAUUGUUCAGGAGCUAGUUUUGUAUGCAUGUAUCAGUGCUUUCCAAAGUUUAGAGUAAUACUAUAUUGGGAUAAAAGAAGGAAUUCAGGUUGUUUUGAGGGUGUGAUGUUUCUUAGUUCGCUAGUUUAUGCACAUUCAAUUGAGGUUCAGAAAGAUUUGCAAUUUAUGAUUAUUAGUUCUUUUGGUUU
Molecule: messenger RNA, 799 nt
Organism: Quercus robur (English oak)
Lineage: Eukaryota; Viridiplantae; Streptophyta; Magnoliopsida; Fagales; Fagaceae
Exons: 6
Coding region: 82-555 (157 amino acids)
Source: RefSeq, a predicted model, not a curated record